Messenger RNA from Fusarium oxysporum Fo47, 852 nucleotides. RefSeq lists its product as uncharacterized. Lineage: Eukaryota; Fungi; Ascomycota; Sordariomycetes; Hypocreales; Nectriaceae. The record is from RefSeq and is a predicted model, not a curated record. Bases 181 to 534 code for a protein of 117 amino acids. The transcript is spliced from 3 exons.
CGCAUACAUUAGCAUGAAAGGUACCCUCUAACCGUCAGGCACAUCGUAACCAUAUCUUGUAACUUAGCAGGCUGUGCCAAAUUUGGAUAAAUACCCUCCCUUGACCCAGUUCAUACCACUUUAUCCUUCCCAGCCUGUCUCGAUAUUCGUAGGUUCCUCAGUAGAAUCGGUUGUGCGACCAUGUCCUCUUCAAUGAACAAAUACUGGAUCCCGCAUCAAGACAUUCACAGAAAAGUCAUCACUCAAGAACUCCAGUAUUAUCUAGGACCCCAGGCUACAGUUCGCCCAUACACGUUGGAGGGAGAGGAUGGUUUCCUCAUCACCACUCCCGGAUCCUGCUUGACAGAUGAACAAAUCGAUGAUAUUUGCCGAAAGUCGAAAGAUCUGUGGGAUCGACAGGCCGCAGCCAAGGUCCAACAGAAUCCCGAGAAGUUGCUGAAACGACCGUUACACCAGCCUGUCAUUGUUUCGAGAGGGUCUUCCAGAGACUCUCAUCGACGUUACCACGACCGACGCCGGCAAGAUGAUGAUUGAGCCCCAGCAUGACUCAGCAGUUAAAACCGUGUUACCUCUCCACCUCUCCAGUACCCCGAGGGAAGCCUGACAGAUACCUGUGGGGGAGUUUUCUGCAUAUCGAGGGCUGGCAGCUGCAGCCAUCACCCCAGACUUUGAGGCCCGUGAAACAAUUUGUGUUGGAAUGCUAGAGUGCGGUGAAGCAAAGGGUUGCUGGCUGCAAAUAGCCAUGAAGCAGAAGCUGUCCGGUGCCCAAUAUAGAUAUGUGGAGGAUGAGAUACCCAAUUGAGUCAAAUUAAGCAAGUGUCAUGGUGGUUGCCAUGUCUGUCCACAGAUGCG